AUGUUUGCAGUGUGCCAGCCCGAGGGCGCCGGGCACGGCCCGUUCCGCGAGGGCGCCGUGCUGGGCACGGCCUUCGCGGGCCCGGCCGCCGACGCCAACUCCAACUUUGUGGCGGGGGGCUACGACCGCAACGAGAACUGGAGCCGGCCCGCGCCGGGCGCCCGCAGCGGCGACGCCACAAAUCCCUCCGAUAAUCUGCUGUUAUUAAUGCCGAGACAGCUGGGCCCGGGCGGGCUUAGGGGCGCCGCGCAGAGCGGAGACCCGGAGCGCCUCCGUGCCGCCGUGCGGAGCCCCCCCGAGGGCGCGGAGGCCGGCGGGACGGGAGCCGGCGGGACGGAGGCCGCCAAGCCGCCCGGCUCCCCCGCGGAGGACAACGGCUACGGCAGCAGCUCCCUGAGCAUCGAGAGCCCCGAGAGCGGCGGCGCCGGCGCCCGGGAGCCUCCCGCCGCCGCCCGCGGCCGCAAGAGCCCGGCCGAGCCGGAGCCCGAGCCGUGUCCCGACGCGGACACCCUCCUCCCGGCGCUGGCCGAGGCCUUCCAGCACAUCCAGGACAAGGAGCGGUUCAAGGAGCGGGAGAAGGAGAAGCACCACGUGCAGCUGGUGAUGUACCGGCGCCUGGCGCUGCUGCGCUGGAUCCACGGCCUCCAGCAGAAGGUGGUGGAGCAGCAGAACCGGCUGCAGGAGAGCUUCGACACCAUCCUGGACAACCGCAAGGAGCUCAUCCGCUGCAUGCAGCAGGGCCUGGCGGGCGCCGCGCGCUGAGCCCCGGCCC
Molecule: messenger RNA, 772 nt
Organism: Nothoprocta perdicaria
Lineage: Eukaryota; Metazoa; Chordata; Aves; Tinamiformes; Tinamidae
Gene: CUNH1orf216
Product: chromosome unknown C1orf216 homolog
Exons: 1
Coding region: 1-762 (253 amino acids)
Source: RefSeq, a predicted model, not a curated record